Molecule: messenger RNA, 741 nt
Organism: Rotaria sordida
Lineage: Eukaryota; Metazoa; Rotifera; Eurotatoria; Philodinida; Philodinidae
Source: the annotation of a GenBank genome assembly
AUGACGAUUAUGGAAUGUGCUGGUUGUACACUAAUUGCAUAUGGUGUACCAUUUUCCAUGUUUGUAUUUACAAUUGCACAUCAUCCAUUUCGUGUUAUUAUUUCUAUGACAAGUGCAUUUUUUUGGCUUUUAUCAUUACUUUUAUCAUCAUUUCUUUGGUUUGCUGUUGUACCAUUACGUACUCAACUUGCUUUUGCAGUUCCAUUUGCUGUAAUAUUUCAAGAAAUAUUUCGAUUUUUAUUUUAUCGUCUUAUUAAAAAAGCGGAAUUUGCUUUACAAAGAGUUCAAAUGCAAGAAUUAACAGACAAAGGAAUGGUAUUUGAUCGAUUUGCAGUGGCUUAUGCUUCAGGAUAUGGGUUUGGUUUAAUUAGUGGAACAUUUGCUAUUGUUAAUGUACUUAGUGAUAUGACUGGUCCUGGUACACUUGGCAUUUUUGGACAUUCACAAGAUUUUUUUAUUGCUACAGCAUUUCUCACAUUAUGUGUCAUUCUUUUAAAUACAUUUUGGGGUGUUAUUUUCUUUACAUCCCUUGAUAAAGGUGGUAUUCAUAGAUUUAUUGGUCCUGGAACUGUUGUUCUUACACAUAUGCUUUUUUCUUGUAUUACAUUAGUCAAUCGAACAUUAACACCAAUGUAUACCAUAUCACUUAUUGUUGGUUAUGCCAUUUUACUUGGCAUGAUAAUAUAUACAGUAGUUUUACGUGGAUUUAAUCUAAAUAAUAUUCGUCAAAGAAUAAAUUGA